CGCUGGUAGCCACUAGCAGUCGAACGAUCGCCGUCUAAUGGUCCCCGUCGGCAUGCUCUGAUCAUGGCAUGGCAGGAAUACACAUUUUGGUUACCGGGGCCACAUUAGAUGGUCAUUUUCCUCACACGUACGGCAAAACAUCAUUCCAACAUGACGACGAUCCCCGGAGACCAAGAAAACGCCACCGGGUCACUCCCACGCCGCCUGCGACCGCCGCCACCAUCCCCGAGGACCUGCUCGUCUCUGAGAUCCUGGCGCUCCUCCCCGCCGAAUCCCUGCUGCGCUCCGGGUCCGUUGUUUGCCGCUCAUGGCGCGCCGCCGUCAGGGACCCCGCCUUCAUCCGGCGCCACCUCGAGCUCUCUCGCGCCAGGCCACCAACCAUGCUCGCCAUCUCGUGGCCGAUGGACGAGAAGGAGGAGGACGACGACGAAGAAGAAGCGACGACGGUGACGCCCCCGCGGGUCCGCGCACUGCAACGGCCUGGUCGCCGUCACCGCGUCGACGGGCCAUACGGCGCACACCACCGUGUGGAACCCAGCAACCAUGGAGUCCGUCGCCGUGCCGACGGAGAGCCCCAACGUCGGGCCGUUUACCAUGAUUACGUCGGCCGUCGCUGCCAUCGGCUUCGACCCUCGGACAAACGGGUACGUGCUGUCAAGGUUCUUCUACCGGGUCAACCGCAUAUUCACCGACGGGCGCUCUGGCUCGGUCGUCGUGGAGUACGACGACGUCGGCCACGAGGUCCUCAGGCUGGGCGCCGGUGCCGGCGCCGGCUGGAGGUUCACCGAGAACGCGCCGUUCCCCAUCGACGACUCGGUGCCGCCAGUCUGCGUGCGCGGCGCUAUCUACUGGGCCGCCAUGGACCCGUCCGCGUCCGGCGAGGACGACGUCGACGACGACGGCAUCGCGAACAUCCUGCUCCGGUUCAGCCUGCGCGACGAGACGUUCGCGGUCUUCCCGCUGCCUCCUCGCGUCAGGUCCGUCGGCCGGCGCAACCGCGUGGCGGAGCUCGCCGGGGAGCUGUGCCACGCGCACGCCACCGCGCCCACGGCCUUCGACGUUUGGGUGGCUACUGGCGACGACGAGCCCGGCAGGCCGGCGUGGUGGCUGCGCUGGCACGUGGACUUCUACCGCCCGGUCGACUUCGUCGCGCCGCUCGCCGUGGACGCCGGCGGCGUGCUGCUGAUGUCCGUGGACGAGGAGGACAUGUACAGGUACGAUAAGAGGAACAGGGUGUUGGAGAAGGUUGCGGACGUGCAGCAGGUGUCACGGCCCGUGCGGUGGAACGGAAGCGGCGGCCGAGGAGAAGAUGACGUGAUCCCUUCGUGUGCCGCCGCGGAGCUUCUUGUCCCCUGCGUCGAAAAUCUGGUGUCGAUUACAUCAUGUAACAACUGAGACACACCAGGCGUGUUACAAUGAGUUAUUUUUGUUCUGGAGUCUUGACAAUGGAUGCACGCUCAAGGUAGGUGAACACUGCCAUGCAGCAAUUACGCAGUGGGCUCCAUAUAGGACACGGCAGCAUCUCACGGGCUGCUAGAGAACAAAAAGGAAUGGCUGGCAAUGGCAUUUGCAAUCAUAUUGUGCUGCACGGUGUGCAUAUAAAAAGCACCAUCCCCUGAUCGGAAACUUCAGUAACACAGCUGAGAGCUGCUCGCGGCAAGCAAUCCACUUCCACAAAGGUGACUGUUAGGAAACCAAUGGCGGCCAUGCCGUCUGUGCCAGCGCUUCUUCUCGUCGCCGUCAUUCUUGUGGCCGCGGUUGCAGUGCCGGCGGCCGGUGCCGGCUACAUCAACCCGCUCAAUGCAAACAGGCCGACGUGCCCUCCACGCGGCAGCUGCGCUGCGCCGGGCGCACCCUACACCGACCGGGGCUGUCAUCGUAUCUACCACGACCCGGAGUGCUAGCAGCUAGCGAGAAAGAUUUGUGUGUGCCUACGGGACAAGAGUCAGCCGGUGUUGGUUGCUCAACCUUGACUGCCAAUUUGAUUCAUUUCCUUGAAAUAUAUAUGUUUAUGGUAAAUUAUGUCGAUGAUUUAUUCUUACUUUAUUUUAGUAUUUUGUAACCUGCUUCUGCCUGAAAAAAAAUGUGGUAUUGUGAGCCAGGGAGUCCUUGUAAUAAAAUUGUAAGUCUGUAAAAUAUAUAUAAUCUUUGAUUGUACUUUGCCUUUA
This is a messenger RNA of Setaria italica (foxtail millet), 2168 nucleotides long. RefSeq lists its product as uncharacterized. The transcript has a single exon. Bases 544 to 1395 code for a protein of 283 amino acids. The record is from RefSeq and is a predicted model, not a curated record. Lineage: Eukaryota; Viridiplantae; Streptophyta; Magnoliopsida; Poales; Poaceae.